Messenger RNA from Sphaeroforma arctica JP610, 1401 nucleotides. RefSeq lists its product as hypothetical. The record is from RefSeq and is a predicted model, not a curated record. Gene Ontology annotation, cellular component: cell wall. Lineage: Eukaryota; Ichthyosporea; Ichthyophonida. Bases 101 to 1345 code for a protein of 414 amino acids. The transcript has a single exon.
UGCGCGUAAUAAAUUUAACAAAAAGGAUAAAUAGUAGGAUCGUCAAUCCGUAUUGCACCAAAAUAACAUCACUAUACGUAGUUCAAUUUAACUAACAAGAAUGAAGUACAGCUCUCUCAUCAACAUAGUCACACUAAUUGUAGCAUCAAAUAGCUGUCAAGGUCGUUCUACAAGCGAUCGUAGAUUGAGGCAAUUGAGUACUGGCAGUGAAAAUUCAUCUACUAUCUACAACUUUCUGGCCGCAGACCCCGAACAAUAUAGCACCGAAGACAACGAAGUAGGAACCAUCAAUUGGGUGAGGGGUAGUGCUCAUGCGCCGGGAUCGGUCGAAUGGAUUGGCGUCGAUGCUAUUGGCGAGGGCACGACCCCUGGUGGGAAGCUCAACUUGGGGAUGUUCAACAUGACUCAAUUGGGAGAAGUACGUACAUCACACUGGCACCCGAACGCAAAUGAACUGUCUUAUAUUAUUUCCGGUAAGUGCCGGGUGACAGUGACAAGUGUUGCGCACAAAAAUUUAAACGGCAUUUCCGUUCCAACCGUGGAACAACCCCACAGACCUACAGAGACCUUUCUUUUGGGGCCCGGUGACGCGUUCUAUGCACCAGUUGGGUUUUCUCAUCACUUUGAAAACGUGGACGGGUCUGAACCAUUAGUCGGGAUAGCGAUAUUCAAUACUGACAACUUAGAGUCAUUCGACAUGCCACAAGUGAUGAAGCAUAUUGAUGCAGAUGUCUUGUCUCGCACGUUGGAUAUUCCUGUGGAUAUGGUAGAAAAAUGGUAUACAGGGCCUAGAACAGUACUCGACGCCCCAACACCUGAAUGGAAUAGCGAUUCACUAGCGAACGCGGAGUCCGGGCCAAGUACCAUGAUUGAUUAUUUAGUAUCUGGAAUAGACCAGAAUCUGCGAGAAGCACCCAGAUCUGAUACAAAUGGUAAAGUAAGCACAGGAGUUGUGGACGCAAAUGACUUCCCGAUUCUGCAAGGAAUGUCCAUCGCGUACACAGAAAUUGCUCCGGGAGCUGUACUAGAACCCUAUUGGACUGAUAAUGCUGACGAAUUGAUUUACGUAUUGGAAGGCAUCGAUGUGCAUGUAGGGAAAGCUGAUAUGCGCGGCACAAGGAGUGGCACCUGGGAUGUAGAAACGGGAUACUUGGUACUAAACGAGGUUGGUGUGACGGUAUACAUAGAAAAUCGCGGUACAGAGCCUGUGAAGCUGCUAAGAAUCUUCAACUACGAGCUUCCCACUCUGACGACCCUUCAUGACUCGUACGUUGCCGUGCCAGUGGAUGUAGCCGCCAGUAUGCUACAUGUUGAUGGCAAGGAUACUGGUCUAGCUCAAAGUUAGAACACCUGCUUCGACUACUAGAUAUUGUAUACAGCUAUAAAUUAUAUAUAGAUAAC